AUGGUUUCAGUUGCGUUUGACAUUGCCGCACCAUCGCAACAGUUCCUCUCCGAUCUGUACGAUGCAUGCGUCCUCAGCGUUACAGCUUGCGACGAUGUGGCGUUGAUUCCUGGGGACAAUACCCUGGUCGAAAGUGCUUCCGAGGAGGCCGGCUCCGGCGACGCUGCCAGCCAGCUGCGCGCAACCUGCACUGCGGCCGCGCUGCAUUACCUUUCGCAGCAAGACGCCCGCGUGAUCCAGCAGUUCCUGGACGCUUUUUUCCUGCCGCUGCUGGCCCGCAGCGGCACAUUGCCCGACAAGGCCUGUCAGCUGCAGACCUGCACCGUCCUGGUGGACUUGCUGAUAGCUAGGGAGCUGUGGCCGCAGUUGCGACAGCUGAUCGGUGCGUGCGUCAGCGCACUGGACGCAGCGGCUACGGGGGCCUGUGGCGCCGGGACCGGGGCCAGCAGUAGCGGCGGCGGCUGCCGACUGCCGUUGCGGGUCGCGUGCACUCUGUUGGCGGCGGUGGUGCAGCGGUUGAGUUCAG
Molecule: messenger RNA, 526 nt
Organism: Volvox carteri f. nagariensis
Lineage: Eukaryota; Viridiplantae; Chlorophyta; Chlorophyceae; Chlamydomonadales; Volvocaceae
Exons: 3
Source: RefSeq, a predicted model, not a curated record